UUUCUAGCUGGCUGGCUUCGUUCGAGGGAUGACGACGGAAGCUUUGCCUCUUUAUUUCCUUUUUUUGGCUGUCCAAAAAAAAGACAGCAAAGGGCCUUGGCUGUCCUUUCUGUCUCUCUUCAUCCUACACUCGGUUUUCCAUUUUCUUCCAAGCUGUUCUUUUCCCUCAUUUUUUCCCACUCUCUUUGCUUUUCUAGCGCUCCUUUUGUUCUUUUUCCACUUUGCACAGCAUUGCAGUUCUUUUUGCCAGAGCCAACACUGCCCGCAGUAACCUUUAGCCUCAGCUCCAGCUUCGAAUACCACCAACGCCACAAGCCCUUUGGCCCUUGCGUCCACGACAUUACUGCCCCUGAGAAACUUUAUUUUUCUUUAAAACAGGCACUUUCCUUCAGGGCCACCGCCAGCAGCUACUCAUUCCAAAGAAAAAAGUAUUAUGAAUUUCUUUUUCAAAACGAAGCAAAAGGCCAAUUGAACUUGUCAAGGCUACCCACGACGCAAUGUCCAGGAUAGACGGUUCCAUCAACAGCGAGCAACAGCGCACCAAAGCAAACGAUGAGAUUUCAAAGAACGUAGCCAGCAUGCUUCAGAUUCUGCGCGACGGCGGCGCCGACAAUAAGGUGCCGGACACGACCUCGGAGCAAGUGGCACAACUGGCACAGGAGAUAUACACCACUGAGCUCAUGCCCCUGCUCAUCUCCAAUCUGGCCAGGCUCGAGUUUGAGACGCGCAAGGAGGUGAGCAUUAUCUUUGGCAUUCUACUGCGCCGCAAGAUCGGCACGCGUGAGCCAACCGUCGAGUACCUGGUUAACCGACCCAAUGUCCUGGCUGGCCUCAUCUGCGGCUACAGCAACCCGGACUCGGCCAUCUUUUGCGGCAACAUGCUGCGCGAGUGCUUUAAGCACAAGGAGCUCAUCAAGGCAACGCUCAAUCUGCCAGAGUUUCUCAACUUUUUCGACUACGUCGAGAGCGGCAACUUUGAC
This is a messenger RNA of Kickxella alabastrina, 980 nucleotides long. RefSeq lists its product as uncharacterized. The record is from RefSeq and is a predicted model, not a curated record. Lineage: Eukaryota; Fungi; Kickxellomycota; Kickxellomycetes; Kickxellales; Kickxellaceae. The transcript is spliced from 2 exons. The annotation marks the transcript as partial.